UAGUCAGUGUUGCAGUGGGAGCAACUCCUUUAAAACCCUUCAUCCUUUAUCCUUUCCUUCCUUAUACACCUCCUUUCAUGCUCCACCCACCUCCACUCUAGAGCCAUGCUGUGGGCGUGGUUGUGGGUGGUCGGGGUGGGGGCGGAUCAGUUUGGCCCGUCAACAACCCUGCAGGACAACCAUAAAUAUUACACUCUGUCAGUCUAUCAGAAUAAUAUUGCAAACUCUUUUGAAGAGAACUUUAUAGACAUGGAGAAUGCGGAAAUCAAGCAGGGUUUGUCCGAUACUAUGGUUGGAGCUGAGCUGAUUAAACCUCUGUUUCCGUUUCCGUUCUACGGCCAUUUUAUCUCCGAGUUCCAUAUUACUACUCAUGGAUUCCUCUCCCUGUCCUCCCGUCUACAUGAUUAUAUUUAUAAAACACAGUAUAUUGCACCUCUUAGAAUUAAGCUUGACCCGAGUAGAUCUAACAGUUCGACAAUAUCCGUCUUAUCCCUCCCUGAUCGUUUUACUGUAGAGUGGAGCAAUGUAUCUGUUAUGGAGCCUGCUGAGCAUCCUGCAGGAGGUUCAUUUACUUUCCAGGUGACACUGCGACCCAAUGGAGACAUUGUGUUCGUGUAUAUUGAAGUUCAACCCGUCCUAACCACAGCUGCUCUAUACGAUCAUGAACCAGUUGCCGGUAUUUCAGAUGCGUUCCUUCUUCAUGGUUCUGAACUCCAUCUCUAUAACAAGAUCAACAUUGAGAACGUGGAUAUUAACACGCGCACGGUCGCGGUCUUUCGCGCACUUCCAACAUGUGUCGCGCAGAAAAGUUGCGGAGACUGUUUCCAUAUCAGAGAUUCCACCAGCUUUGAUUGCGCGUGGUGUCCCAGCUCCGGGCAUUGUAGUGACGGCGCUGACCGACUCCGACAAACCUGGGAUGAUAAUGAGUGCCAUGUAUCCAAUACGACCAGCUGUACAGAGGGACACACGGAGUGGAGACACAGUUCGGACGGAGCAGUUUCAGAUAAACCAGUUUCAUCCUCAUCCGUCGUGGUUUCAGCCGUUGUUUCCAGUCUAAUGGUUAUUAUCCUUAUAUUCAUUCUUAUAGCAUUCCUGUUCCUUUACGGGAAGUACAAUGAAAACUCAGUGAUAGGUCGUCAGCUUAAAGUACUGCGAAGCUCGUACAAUCAGUUCGGAGCUUCUAAAGGAACAACCCUGGAGUUGGGUAAGAAGAAGUCUGAGCAGAAACCCACCAGAGAGUUUGUUAAUCCUCAUCAUAUGCUGACUAAUAACAAUGUUAUAACAGCAGCAAUGUAAAGGACUCAGCUCAAUCUUUAUAUAUUAUUUUUCUUGUUUUCUUUGUUUUCAUCUGUUUAUCUUGUUAUUCUUUCUUCCCAUUGAUUACUUUAGCUUAUUUCUUUUUUAUCUUUCUGCUAAAAAAGUCAGUUUUUACUAAAUCUAGCUGAAGCUAGAGCUAUAUUCAUAUUUUACUAAUUCAUUCUUUUAUUUCAUUCAUUCCACAUGUAAAUCCUAUAUACUAUAGAUUUAUCCUUGCAACUAUGUCUUUCAUUGUAAAUUUUUCAAUCCUAAUAUAUUUAUUCCUCAAACUA
Molecule: messenger RNA, 1589 nt
Organism: Eurytemora carolleeae
Lineage: Eukaryota; Metazoa; Arthropoda; Copepoda; Calanoida; Temoridae
Product: plexin domain-containing protein 1
Exons: 5
Coding region: 106-1296 (396 amino acids)
Source: RefSeq, a predicted model, not a curated record